Messenger RNA from Lutzomyia longipalpis, 4232 nucleotides. RefSeq lists its product as uncharacterized. Gene Ontology annotation, molecular function: GTPase activity; GTP binding; calcium channel regulator activity. Bases 738 to 3302 code for a protein of 854 amino acids. The transcript has 10 exons. Gene Ontology annotation, cellular component: plasma membrane. Lineage: Eukaryota; Metazoa; Arthropoda; Insecta; Diptera; Psychodidae. The record is from RefSeq and is a predicted model, not a curated record.
AGUCUGAGCUUGACUGGCGAACAAUUUGCACUUUCCCCGCGUUGUGGUAAAAAAGAAAUUGAGGGAAAAUAGGAUCAAAAGUAUCCUUCACUUGAGGAGAUUUCUUUGAAAUGUUGGGAAAAGUUCAUCCAUGAUUUUUUGGGAGAUGCUCAACUUGAGAAAUGUGUUAAUUUAUUGAGAGUGAUUUUGUGAUAAAUUUUCAAUGAAAAUUCAUAGUCAAAUUCAAUGUGAAGAAAUUUGAUGAAGAGUAAAAGUUCUUUUGGGAAAAAGUUAACAAUUCAAUUGGAGUUCUCAAAAGCUUCUUUUGGGGAGAAAAGUGUAUUGAAAAGUUACUGUUAAGUGCGUGAAAGGUGCUUUUGUGGAUUUUCCACGAGAUUUCCCUCAAACAGGUGGUCUUGUGUGAAAAAUCUUUUUAGUGGGAUAGAAAACCGCCUGACGCAACAGGACAUGGAGAUUAAAAGGGUACGAGGGAUGUAAAUUGAGUGAAAGGAUUUAAUUGGAACAUCUCACAGCGAGGUCUUCGCGUGAGGAAAACAGAGAAAAUGUCCUAAAAAAGUUCCCUCGGCAAGAGAGGGAAAUUUUUUUGUGCCCGCCAGUGCGACAAGAGAGACAGAAAGUUUCGUAUAAAGAAAAAGGAUACGUAAAGAAAUUCCGAGAAAAGGGGAGAAAAUUCGAGAUUCGUCCAUCCCUUGAACAUAAAAUCUACACAAAAGGGAUUCAUUUGGUGCUGUGAAGAGAUGGACACCAAGUUCGAGCAGAGGCAGUAUCAGGGACAAAUCCCAUCAUCCUUCCCUGAAACUUUCAAGGACUUCUUCUCCAUGCUGAAUGAAGAUGAGGACCAUGUGGAGCUUAUAUCGAACAUCCUGGAAGAUAAAGUCAUUCCACGGUCCAAAUGUCGCUUCCGAUGUGGAAGUUCACGGUGCUGCCACAAUCUACCCACUGGUCCUGCGGCUCAGGGUAGUGGGGACAUUUUUCAACGUACCCGUACUCUUUCCAUGUCCAAUUCGAGUGCCAUGCGAAUGAGUACGGGCAUGAAUUCCUCCAAUUUCGGUCGAUCCAGCUCAUUUCGUGUUGCUCGACCAACUGCCCCUGCCACAGACUACUGCAAACACAUGAAGUACUGCUGCCUCCAUCAGAAUCAAACACACAGGAACUUUCAUCCCACGCGACCUGUGCAACCCCGAUUGGAUUUCGGCACCCUCACGAGUACCUCCAGUGAUGAGGAGAAAUUCACCGGAACUGGCAAAAAGCUCCCCAAGCUCUACGGAAAUGUGAUCCAGGCAGCUAAUCAAGAUACCAAAAGGAAUGCACCGCCGCUCUACGAGAGCUGCGAUGAGUCGGAAGCCGUGAGCAGUUCGUGUUCUUCCAGCAACAACAAUAGCAGCACCCCUGGUGGGUAUUCCGUGUCCACCAGGCCCAGCCCCAUGAGUGGCGGACCACACGGUCGCGGAAGCAUCACCCGUGCUACUUCCGGUCUCCCACCAACACCCAUGUCCGAGGCGAGUCACUUCCUCCUGCCGAAUCUACAGCAGGCCACCCCCGGGACACCCACAUCGUCCGCCACGACACCCUCGGCACCACCCGGAAGUCACCCGGGACCACCCACGCCCGGAAGUGGCCUCAACUCGCCAGCGACGAAGACGUUUGGUGAGAAAAACUCCCACAAGUUGCCGGAUAUCAAAUCACAGAAAUCACCAGUAUUCAAUCGGAGACGCUCCUCGUCUGUCACCCUGGCCCAACCCCCGUCGGAUCUCCAUCGAUUCAGCAGUGUUCGCGGCACGGAGGACGUGACGGCAUGGCGAGGAGAUCCAGGUGGCGGAAGUGGGAAUUCCACAGGAUAUUCACGGGAGCGGUACUGCAAGUCACCAGUUAACAGACCACCACCAGAUUGUGGCACCCCUAGCACUUCGCAGCGUCCCACGAAGCAGAAGCAACGGAUGCGAACGGCGAGUAUGCCCGCGGAAAAUAGGAAACCCCGAUUAUCGGAACUCCGACGCUCCGCCAUCCACUGUGCCGACGUGGACAUUGAAUACUACCGACUGAGGAGUUUUAGCAUCACAUCCCAUGGGAUUUGUAACUUGGGUGACUCAAUGAGAAGUCGCAGGUCCCGCUCCAUAAACUCCGUCACCUCGUCGAAUAGCGGCAGGGAUCGGCACAACAGCAAUGCCUCGCAGACAACAACAAAUGACCUGGCUAUGGACACAGAGCAGGGGGACGGGACAACGGCCUACAAGGUAGCCAUGUUGGGUGCUUCAGGCGUUGGGAAGACUGCCCUCACGUACCAAUUCACCACGUCUGAAUACAUUUGUGCGUACGACCUCAGUCUGGAUGAUGACUAUGGCCAGAAGACGGUCUCAGUGCUGCUGGACGGACAGGAGACUGACCUGGAAAUUAUUGACCAUCCCGCUUGUGAGAUGUCUACUGAGGCCUUCUGCUCAACCUAUAACAUUGAUAUCUUCGUGGUUGUGUACUCAGUCGUGGACAGGAAGACCUUCAAGGCGGCUGAGAAGGUUCUCCACUACCUGAAAGACAAUGAGAUGCUUCUUACGCGUGGGGCAAUUCUUGUGGGCAAUAAAACUGACCUCGAGCGACACAGGGAGGUACCAACUCAAGCUGGUAGACGCCUAGCGAAGGAUGUUAGUUGCAAGUUCAUCGAAACAUCCAGCGGAUUGGAUCACAAUGUCGAUGAGCUUCUUGUGGGUAUUGUGGCGCAAGUGAAGCUCAAUCCACAGCGGUUGUGCAAUUUAACUGAGGAGCAGAAGCAGGGAUUGAGAAUGUCCGGCAUACCAGGAUGUUCAGCAAUGGUGGCGAAGACUAAAGAGGAGGAAGCAGAAGCAACAAAACAAGCCAGGAAACGCCAAAUGGCACACUCAAGUGGACCCCUAAAUGCAAUGGACUUGCACACGCUGAAGAAUUCCUUUGAGAACAAAGAGAACAUCCCAAGGAGGACAAGAAAUCGGCAGCGACAACACACACCGCAGAAGAGUGGCCUCAACGAGGAGGAUGAGGACAAUAAAUCCACCAGCUCAAGUGUAUCCUCGUCAAAUUCCUCAUCCAUCGAUGAGAAUGAAGUGAAUCUCCUCUCCCAGGGGUCCACAAGUUGCUCCAGUACGCCGACGAAGAAUCCCAUUGCAUGCGAUACCCCAAAGUCGGGAAAGAAGAAAAACUUAGCAGCGGAAAAAGCAGUUGCGAGAUUUUCAAACCGCACGAAGCUCUUCCUUACAUCAUUCCUGAAAUUUAAGAAGAAUCUCCGAGUUAAGCGAAGAAACUCCAACAGUUGCAGCGAUUUGUUCGUCAUUUAAGUGAGAGAUGUAAGCCGUGGCGGCUAAAUAGGGUGGAUUUAGGCACUUAAGGGCGCGUAGACCAAAAAUUAAAAAUUGCUUUGAGAAGUUUAUUCACGGUUUCAGAAAUAAAUAGAGAAAAAACCCAAAGACCAAUUUAAAAAUUUUUAUGUGAAUUUAUUAGAUUUUUUAAAGCCUUAGAAAUUAAAUAUAACAAAAAGAAUUUAAUACUUUGAUUAAAAUGAUCUUUACAGUGUUUUCAACGCAAUUAAUCAUUCUAUUCUGAAUUUUUCUUUUCUUUAUUUAAAUUAUAUAAGAAAAAAUACAAUUUUUAUUACAAAGAAAAAAAAAGAAUAAAAUAAUAUUUCUCUGUAAAAAAUCAAAAAGUGAGAAUGUUUAAAUAAAACAAAAACUCUUAGACGCCACAUCUUCCGCCGCUUUGGCCCACGGCUUACAUGCAUGUAUCUCAUCUGUGGUGCAGCAACAAAUCAAAUAAAAAGAACCAAUUCCAUUUAUAUAGUUUGUAUCGCAGAAGGAAAAUUCCCACCAAUAUAGGGGAUGAAUUUAUCACUGUGUUAACUCCCCCUCCACCCACAUCCACCCUUUGAUGGUUUCACUGCAAUAUAUAAAAUUAAAAAAAAAACUCAUCUUCCACAAACUUUUUCUCCCACAUCUUCUUGUGAGAAGCAUGACCAAAAUGUAAAGCAAAAAAAAAGAAUAUAAGCAAAUGCAAUCAAAAGGAGAAAUUCAUAAUCAAAUUAAUAUUGUGUGUUAUAUGAUUUUCGUAAAAGACAAAACCGAGCUGAAAAUUGAGAGACGGUAGACUUUCUUGCAUAUUUUAAUCUUUUCUGCGUUCCAAUAUUUAAUUAAAGGUAUAUAUUGCAUUAUUUAUUCUAAGAUAUAAGAGUUUUUCUCUGUGUAAAUAAAUAAAGGUGAAUUUAUUGAUUAAAA